Leishmania major strain Friedlin is the source of this 4281-nucleotide messenger RNA. RefSeq lists its product as hypothetical. The transcript has a single exon. Gene Ontology annotation, cellular component: Cul4A-RING E3 ubiquitin ligase complex. Gene Ontology annotation, biological process: ubiquitin-dependent protein catabolic process. The record is from RefSeq and is a predicted model, not a curated record. Lineage: Eukaryota; Euglenozoa; Kinetoplastea; Trypanosomatida; Trypanosomatidae. Gene Ontology annotation, molecular function: phosphatase binding. Bases 1 to 4281 code for a protein of 1426 amino acids.
AUGUCCUUGCGGAGUCUCGUGACCAGCGGGCAAGAGCCGCUGCCACCGCGCCGCCUGCCCGCGUAUGCCUACCAUACGGAGCCCCCAAUACGCACGGUUGUCUCGGACAUGUCGGCGCGGGAGUCCGUCUCUGUAAUGUGGAAACUGUGGCUGGAGGGUCAGUACAACGAGCUAGGGAAGAGGCUUGGCAACACUGGUGAGAUUCUGGAGCGAAAGGAUGAGGCGCGCUUCGCGUGCGAAUUUCUAGCGAGUGGCGGGCUGGACAUCUACUGCCUCAUCUUGUGCGAUCCGUUCAACCCUUUGCGUUUCUCGCCAGAGCGCACGGUGCGCAGCAUGAGCGCCUUCGAGCGGGGACGACGGCAGCGCACCCUUGAGCACAUCAUCGGCAUUUACGCUGAGGUCAUGCUUCAGCUGACCGACCUGGUGGCGGAUCAGAACGACCUCGGUUGGGUGAUCUACGACCGCUACCCGGGUGUCUUCUACCGACUUAUUGAGUUUCUCGAAGACAGCUCCCUGUGGGCCGCCGCCACGGGCCUGCUGGAGCACAUUCUAGCCUGCGUUGGCCCAGUACUGGAGAUCAGCAAGAACCCAUCUCUCAUCCGGGUUUUGCGGCGUGCCUCGCCGACGGCGCUGGCUGCCUUCUGCCGCUUUCUCGCGCUGCUCAUCUUGCCUGGGCUUGCGCAAGGCCAGAACCCGAUCUUGGCGCGUCGGCUACACUACCCGGAAACGGUGGCGGUGCUGCGGCAGGUGCAGCGGGUGGUGGACAGCAACGUGCUGUGGCUGAUCGGCGAGGAGGGUCUCGUGUCGACGCUCAUUAGUCUGUGCGAGCUGCGGCCGAACGGGCUGCGGGUACAGCAGGGCGGACGGUCCAUGAUGAUGUUCCCUCCGGAGACCACCUUGAUUGGUGGGACCGGGCAGAGAGCAGCCAACGCGACGCGUGCUGGUGGCCGCGCCAGCGUCGUGCCCCUCGGCAGCGAAGACGUCGACUGGGAGGACGAGGAGGAGGAGGAUGACCAGUGGUCAGAUAAUGAAGAGCAGGGGGGGAGCGGCGCGUCUGGCGGAAGCGGUGUCACGGCGGACUUCGUCUUCGACGGCUCCUCCCUACCCACGCUCUUCGCCGGAAUCGAGCGCUUUCUCGGGAUUGGGCAGUCCCAAAGCCAAGCGCCUCCACCGGCGCCGUUCACCAGCCCCACACCGCCACCACGACCACAGGCGCCGCAACCCUCUCCGCCAUCUGGAUCGACCGACCCUCCCGGUGCUUCUCCACCGCGCGCCGACGAGUCAGCGGCGUUUUCAGAAUACCUCGAGUACAUCCGCACCGCCGUACGCAGUGGUACGGUAAGCACGGCGCUCGGCGUGAACCGUGCCACCUCCGGCGUGGCACCGUCGCUGCCGCCACCACCGCCGCUGUCUACUCCUGCAGAGCAGGGCGGCAUUCGAGUGGAAGUGGGCAGCGGCAGAGGCAACGUGGCGGCGCAGAUGGUGGUCGAGCUGGAGCGCGCUGGGUUGCCACGUGAUGGUGCCGAGCAGAUAGCGUUUCUGAACCGCAUAACAUCCAACCAGUUCCAAGCCGAGGACCCAUCGCGGCUGGUGCAGUGGAUGCUGGACCGUGACAUGCUGGAGGACGACGACAUGGAGCAGAACUUCAAAUCCUCGAUGGACAUCCACUGGUGGGUGGGGUCGGCCGACACGCGACAGCGCUGGCGGCUGCGGGAUCCGUCCUUAAUCCCGGAGAGGGAUGACAACCGCCACGCCCUUGUCUGCUCGACUGUGCGUCGCACCAUUGCACCCGGGCCGCGACCGCCAACGCUGGAGGAGUUCAGCUCGGCUAAUGAGCGGCUCUCGGCGGAGCUGUUCGAGCCGCUGCCUCGCGUGGACGCACUCGAUUUGCUGGACCCCGUCGACACGCAGCGCAUCGUUGAGUCACAGAGCGAAGUGCUAUACCUGUUGAACAUGUUCCUCUCCACCUUCUACUUCAGCGACUCGUGGAAGGCGCUGCGGGACUGUCGUUGGGUGCCUCGGUCUGUGCCGAUGCUGGAGUCCGCCUUCGGACUGGACCCAUCGCUGCCUGCAUUCGUUGACGUGCCGCCGCACGUAAACUUGUCCGACAAGUUGCGGGCGCUGCCGCGCUACUUGCCGCCGUGUGCUCCUGAUGACCAAGAGGAGUCCGACACGCUCGCUGAUGGCUCGCCGCGCUACCCCGCAACGUGGCGUCUUGUUCCGUUUCUCCAGCUCCUCGGCGAUCUCGCCGUUGUGUACCUGCGUGACCCCAAUCAGAUGUUCGAGGAGGAGACGGAAAAUCAUCAGCAUGGACCCGAUACGAUGCGCAAGAUGGAGCUGCUGCGCGGCCUUUACGAGUACUGGAACGCUCAAGACCGUCGGGAGCAGGAGAUGGUGGUUGAGGAUGCCGAGGUCGUCGCCAGCGCGUGGAGAAACGCGCAGGCCAUCGCCCGCGUCCUGCACAGAGAUCAAGAAGACAGCUGUGUCCGUGCAAGCUUGUACCAGACACUCGAUUCGUAUUUGCGUACAUUUCUGUUUCGCGAAGCAUACCGCGACGCCCCGGACUGCCCGCAGACAAGACUCGGGCAGGUGCUCCUUACUAGCGUGCUGGAGCGCAUCUACAAUGGCACGCGCAUCCCCGGGCUGAGCGGGUCGAUGGCGCCGGGGCGGUUGCUGUCGAACAUGCUUCAGCUCCUCGGGGAGCUUCUGCGCUACCACGCCGGCAACCUGCGCACCUUAUGUGCCUAUGUGGUCGGAGAUCGGGACAUGUCGCGCCUGAACGAGGCGAUGAGCAACCCGAACCGGCAGAACCCUGUCAUUCUCUCCGCCGAGCAUGAGGAGGUCGAGGAGAUCUUGAAGCGCCCACCCCUGGAACGGGAGGAGCACGAGCCGUUUGGCAGUGUGCUGCUGCGACGCCUCUUCACCUUCGGCGUCGACACGCAUCACCUGCUGCGCUCGCUGUUGCUUUCUCUCACUCCGGGGCUACGUUCUACCGGCAACUACAUCUCGAAGCCGGUAAAUGACUCGGUGGACGAUGUGCGGCUGCCACCGACACUCCCCGGCAUCGGUCGCACAAGCGACAUUAUCUCCGGCGAUGCCGUCCGUAUCGCGUACGUGAUUCGGGUUUCGCGUCAGUACACGCGCGAGAUCAGCCUGGCGCCGGCCCACGGGCUGCGACGGGAGGAGCUCUUGAGGGAGCUGGUUUGCGUGCUAGCGCGCACGCCGCACCGGCAGGCCCCUGAGCACCGCCCGUUUCCGGGUCUGAUGUGUGGCGAAAACGAUCUGGCAUUGCUGCGCAGCCAAUGGCCGCUGCCGGUGGUGGGGCCACCGCUUCGCCUGCGCGCGACGCUCUUUAGUGGGUUUGGCGAGGGCAGCGCGAAGGCGUUGCCGUCGUCGACGCCCUGCCCGGAACCACUUCUUUCACCGCCGCAGGGCAUCCUCAGCACUGCGCAAGCGCAGACCGCUUCGUCAACGGAUCUUCAUGACGCAGCAGAGACGGCGGAGGACGCGGCGCGAUUGGAGGAGCUGGCCCCACUCACUCGGCUCCUGCUCGGCGAGCCGCACAAGCUGAUCUUCAGCGCCCUCUGCGGGCUGAACAUUGAGUCCAUGGAGGACAACAGCCGUCUCUCCGUCGUGACAACAGUGCUACUCGUGUUUUUGCGCGUUGCGUCUGUGGGGAGCUCAAGAGAGAGCGCUGCUGCUGCCGAGGCCAAUAUUCGUGACGUUUUGGAGAAAAUGAAGUCGUUUGCAGGGCACGGGCACAGCGUGUGGUUAGGGGAGGAGCGCGCAGCUCGGGCGAAGGAGCGCGAGGCGAGGAGGCGUCAGGCACUAAUGUCCGUGUCCGGGGACCAGGGGAUUUGCGCGUGUGACUGGCACGACGCUCCAAAGGCUGCGGAGGCGGAGGAUCAGCGUCGGAAGCCCAACGAGGCGGCGGCUGCCCUCACAAAUUCCUUCGAGAGGCCUACGGGAGACGGCAGCGCUGCGACAAAGAGUGGACUUGCGCCUGAUGAGCUUCCACGGCGCUGCCCCUCCUUCAUGGCCUACGGCUCCUGCGAUCCUCCGCACGAGGGGAGCGUGUAUCAGCGCGAGUUUGGCGGCUGCUUUUAUCGCAGCUUUUUCCGCCUGUUGUGCCUGUGGGUCGGCUACUACGCGUCUUGUCAGCGGUACGUGGAGACGGUGUACUUCAGUACGGAAGUCGCGUUCGGCGAGUACAAGACGAUGGCGCUGUUCCUGAUGCGUAUCCUGCCAGACUUUUUCAUGCCUCACUUCUCGCAGUGUUGA